Messenger RNA from Carica papaya (papaya), 1215 nucleotides. It is a transcript of the gene AMK2, whose product is annotated as adenosine monophosphate kinase. Gene Ontology annotation, molecular function: AMP kinase activity; ATP binding. Gene Ontology annotation, biological process: nucleobase-containing compound metabolic process. NCBI's taxonomy places the organism in Eukaryota, Viridiplantae, Streptophyta, Magnoliopsida, Brassicales, Caricaceae. The record is from RefSeq and is a predicted model, not a curated record.
CAAAUAGAACAGGCAGAGAAUUACAUAAGCAAAUUUCCACCGAACAUGAAGACUCAUUGCAAAUCAAUCAUCAUGCUGUAAUAGGAAAAGACGUGUGUGAUUCGGAAAAGCAGCCGAGGGGAAGCGAGCGUGAGGAAGCGUGAUCAUGGCAAUCAGUGUAAAUCUCGCUGUGAUUGCAAAAUCGGAUUCUCCGACUUUAUCUCCUUCCUCUUCAAAGCACCUUACUCCCAGGCAUGUCUUCCCUUCCUGCAUUUCCCUCGCUUCCCCUAAUUCUGCCAUCUCCCGCCGCUUCCGCUGCCGUUCCUCCAAACCUCGGUCGCCAACUUUGCAGGUUAUGGCGUUGACAAAGGAGGAACCUUUGAAGAUAAUGAUAUCAGGAGCUCCUGCUUCUGGUAAAGGUACACAGUGUGAGCUCAUCACUCGGAAAUAUGGUUUGGUGCAUAUUGCUGCUGGAGAUUUGCUGAGGGCUGAAAUUGCUGCAGGGAGUGAAAAUGGAAAACGGGCAAGAGAAUACAUGGAGAAAGGACAGUUGGUGCCAGAUGAAAUUGUUGUCAAGAUGGUGAAAGAGCGUCUGCUGCAGCCAGAUUCACAAGAAAAUGGCUGGCUUUUGGAUGGAUAUCCUAGAAGCUUAUCACAAGCUACAGCUCUCAAGGAAUUUGGAUUCCAACCGGAUCUGUUCAUUCUCUUGGAGGUUGCUGAAGAGAUUCUUGUUGAAAGAGUGGUUGGGCGUAGACUGGAUCCUGUUACUGGAAAGAUCUACCAUUUGAAGUAUUCUCCUCCUGAAACUGAAGAAAUUGCUGCAAGGCUUACCCAACGUUUUGAUGAUACUGAAGAAAAGGUGAAGUUGCGAUUACACACUCAUCAUCAAAAUGUGGAGUCGGUACUUUCUAUGUAUGAAAAAAUCACAAUUAAGGUUAAUGGAAAUGUUUACAAGGAGGAUGUGUUUGCCCAAAUCGACAGCGCUCUUGCUAAAUUACUAGAGCAAAGGAAAGCUAUUUCGGAAUAUUCAACAGCAUGACAUUGUAGACGGAAUCUAAAUACAAAAUGAAGUUUAUCAUCAGUGAUGAAAAUUCAGAACAGAUGUAUAAUAGAGGAAUUAUAGAAAUAUCAUUAAACUGUUAAUAUUAUUUUAUAUUUAUCUUCCUAAAUGGGUUAGUAGUUUAGUAUUAUUAGCUACAUUUUUCUCAUAUAAUUGUGAUAAAUUUUCCUAUGGAA